Messenger RNA from Manduca sexta (tobacco hornworm), 1794 nucleotides. Its product is annotated as tissue alpha-L-fucosidase. Gene Ontology annotation, biological process: fucose metabolic process; glycoside catabolic process. The transcript has 7 exons. Gene Ontology annotation, molecular function: alpha-L-fucosidase activity. Lineage: Eukaryota; Metazoa; Arthropoda; Insecta; Lepidoptera; Sphingidae. Gene Ontology annotation, cellular component: lysosome. The coding region runs from base 317 to 1756 and encodes 479 amino acids. The record is from RefSeq and is a predicted model, not a curated record.
UAAACAAGCUUUUAAAUCUUGUCAUUGGCAGAAUUGUCGUUAAAACGAUACAGCCAGUUCAACAAAUUUGAAUUGUAAUGUUAAACAAUAAUUAACGCUACAAGCUGAUAAAACGCCGUUUUAAGAUAGUGUUUUCCUUACAUCAGUAGUACGUACACUGAUAUUCAAUAAACUCGUGUGCCAAUACAAGUAUGGAUCCGAGCAUUGAUUCGAGAAAAUUAUCGUUUGCCAACGAUGGCGCCACAAUCUAAAAAUUGAAUUGAUUCGAGGGACCUAUAUUAUUAAUUCUAAUAAAAAUCCUUUCACAUACAGAACCAUGAGGUUAAUAUACUUAGCAACGUUGAUCACGUUAUGUGCGGCAAAUGUACAAAAUAUAGGCAUAUAUAAUACAAUAGAGGUACCUAAGAGGUACAAACCCGAUUGGACUGAUCUCGACACCCGGCCGCUUCCAGAAUGGUAUGAUAAAGCCAAAAUAGGAAUAUUCCUGCAUUGGGGUGUCUACUCCGUGCCUAGUUUCAGAUCUGAGUGGUUUUGGAAUUAUUGGAAAGCCGGCAUGGAGAAGUGUAACGAGUUUAUGCGUAAACAUUAUCCGCCCGGUUUUACAUAUCAAGAGUUCGCGCCUAUGUUUACUGCAGAAUUUUUUGAUCCUCAAAAAUGGGCGAAAAUCUUCGCUAAAUCCGGGGCCAAGUAUAUUGUCUUGACCAGUAAACAUCACGAAGGUUUCACUCUCUUCCCUUCCAAGAAAUCAUUCAGUUGGAAUGCCAUGGAAGUCGGACCAAAACGCGACCUCGUCGGUGAUUUGGCCAAAGCUGUACGCGCAGAGGGUUUGAAAUUCGGCGUAUAUCAUUCUUUAUACGAGUGGUAUAAUCCUAUCUACCUGGAAGAUAGAAGGACAGGGUUCGCGACGCAAACGUACGUCGAAACUAAACUAUGGCCUGACAUCAAACAAUUAAUUAAUGAUUAUAAGCCGUCAGUAUUAUGGUCAGACGGCGACUGGGAAGCUCACGACACGUACUGGAAUUCAACAGAGCUGUUAGCGUGGCUGUACAACGACAGUCCCGUGAAAAACGAAAUCGUCGUUAAUGACAGAUGGGGUAUUGGCAUUCCUGGAAAACACGGCGAUUUCUAUAAUUAUCAGGACAGGUUUAAUCCCGGUAAACUUUUGAAACAUAAAUGGGAAAACGCGUUCACGGUCGAUUCCCAGUCGUGGGGCUACAGAAGGAAUAUGGAAUUAAGUGAAAUAUUUAGUAUGGAUCAGUUGCUUAGAGAAAUAGUGCCCACGGUUAGUUGUGGAGGGAAUGCCUUAAUCAACAUAGGACCGACUAAAGAAGGCACGAUAGCUCCAAUAUUCCAGGAACGGCUGUUGUCUCUAGGCGACUGGCUCGCAAUAAACGGGGAAGCGAUUUACAACACCUCCCCGUGGGACUCGCAGAACGACACGCUCAACGGAGAUGUUUGGUACACAUGCACUAAGACUACGUACAAUGCGAGGAACCCAAUAGCAAAGCCGAGUAGAUCGGACACCGUCACAGCUGUUUACGCCAUAUUCCUAAAAUGGCCGGGAAACAGUAUUCUGAAGUUGAAGGACGUUGCACCUAGUAUGCUCAGCGGGAAUUAUCAUGUGCAGAUGCUGGGUCAAGAUGGAUACUUGAACUGGCAAAUCAUCGAAGGAGUAGUUAAUAUUCGACUACCCAGGAAAGCGGUGGUGAAGUCGGAACAUGCAUGGUCAUUGAAAUUUAGUUUAAAAUCCUAUUAACUAUCAAAGAAUUUUAUUAAGUAAACGUUUAACUUUAA